Molecule: messenger RNA, 3228 nt
Organism: Desarmillaria tabescens
Lineage: Eukaryota; Fungi; Basidiomycota; Agaricomycetes; Agaricales; Physalacriaceae
Product: P-loop containing nucleoside triphosphate hydrolase protein
Exons: 8
Coding region: 1-3228 (1075 amino acids)
Molecular function (GO): RNA helicase activity; nucleic acid binding; ATP binding
Source: RefSeq, a predicted model, not a curated record
AUGGUGCGCAGGGAUAGGUCGUACUCCCCAGAUUCGUCCAAUAAACGGGUAAGACACUCUCACCGUUCACCUCGGUCACCGUCGCCGACUAGGCGCAAUAGCCAAAGGGGUAGCAAUAGAUCUCGGUAUGAAGACGACAGGGACCGUGACCGGGACGGAGAAUGGGAUAUCAGAGACAGAGAUCGUGCAAGGGAAAGGGAACGCGAACGCCUCCGCGACGAAAGAUACCGAGAAGAGCGGCGGAGAGAGGCCCUGAGACGUGACGACCGACGCGAUGACAGAAGGGAUGACCGGAGACGUUCACGCUCUAGAGACCGCCGUCCUGCUACACCUCCUCGGUCUCAGUCAACUACAGAGGCUGCAGCGACUCCUCCUCCACCAGAGGAUGAGAAGGUUAAGGCUCGUCGGGCAAAAUUGGAAGGCUGGCGGAAGGAGCGGGAUGCCAAAAAAGCCCUCGGUGAAGCCAAGGCUAAGGCAAUGGCCCUAGCGGGUAAAUCUGCGCCAGUAAUCACCGACAACGGAAAACCUACUGGGCAGCUAAAUCGUGCAGCACUCGGCGGCCUUGGCUUAAAAGGCCUACCACUCAAGCCCGAGUUUGCGAAGCAAAGCAAAACUGCCGCGUCUAUGGAUGAUUCGGUGGAGACGAAACGGAAGCUCGAAACCCUCGGUGAUAUGCCUGCUGUCGAUAUGACUAUGGCCGAAGGAGAAGCAAGCGUUGGUGAUUUGGAGGUCGAUGACGACGACGAAGAAGCCAACCGUCUGGACCAAGCUCGAAAAUCAAAGGCGCAGGAUGCGAUGGAUGUGGAGGAGGAGGACGAAGCUGAUCCCUUGGAUGCCUUCAUGAGUAGUGUGAAAGAGGAAGUGAAGAAGGUCAACAUGGAAGAUAUGAAGAAGAUGUUAGGCGGUAACAACGGUACGAAGUCGCGCAUUCGAUUGGACGAAAGGAUGGCAGAUGAGGAAGCGGAUGACGUCGGAGACAACAUCGUCAUGGAUGAGCUCGAUACGACGGAGCUUAAUCCUGAGGAUAUCUUGGCGUUGGCUGCGAAAAAAGCCAAGAAGAAAGAAUUGGCUUCUGUUGAUCAUUCACGCGUCAAGUAUGAGUCCUUCCGCAAAGAGUUUUACGUCCCUCCGCCAGACAUUGCGGCCAUGACCGACGAGGAAGCGGAGCUGUUAAGGCUCGAACUCGACAGUAUCAAGAUCAGAGGUGUUGACUGCCCUCGUCCAGUGACGAAAUGGAGUCACUACGGUUUACCAGCUAAUUGUCUCGAUGUCAUCAAACGUCUAAAUUAUGUAGCACCAACUUCGAUUCAAGCCCAGGCCAUCCCUGCUAUCAUGUCUGGCCGAGAUGUUAUCGGUGUCGCAAAGACGGGUUCAGGAAAGACCAUCGCAUUCCUCUUACCUCUUUUCCGCCAUAUAAAGGACCAGCGCCCGCUAGAACAAAUGGAAGGUCCGAUUGCUAUUGUCAUGACGCCUACGCGAGAGUUAGCAGUACAAAUACAUCGAGAAUGCAAGCCCUUUUUGAAAGUAAUGAACCUGCGUGCUGUGUGCGCUUAUGGAGGAUCACCUAUCAAGGACCAGAUUGCGGAACUGAAAAAGGGCGCGGAAAUCAUCGUCUGUACCCCCGGUCGGAUGAUUGACUUGUUGACGGCGAACUCUGGACGAGUGACGAAUCUCAAACGAAUCACCUACGUCGUUCUUGAUGAAGCUGACCGCAUGUUCGACAUGGGGUUCGAACCUCAGGUCAUGAAAAUUGUAAAUAACAUACGACCUGAUCGUCAGACGGUGCUAUUCUCGGCCACGUUCCCGAAGCAGAUGGACUCGUUGGCACGCAAAAUCCUUCGGAAGCCUUUGGAGAUCACUGUCGGUGGUCGAUCUGUUGUGGCUGCAGAGAUUGAGCAGAUAGUGGAAGUACGCCCAGAAGAAUCCAAAUUCACACGGCUUCUCGAAAUUCUUGGGCAGAUGUAUAACGAGGAUCCUGAGUGUCGCACGUUAGUUUUCGUCGAUAGGCAGGAAGCAGCUGAUAACCUACUUCGGGAACUUAUGCGGAAGGGAUAUCUGUGUAUGUCUUUGCAUGGAGGCAAGGACCAAGUCGACAGAGAUUCUACUAUCGCUGAUUUCAAAGCUGGUGUUGUUCCUAUCGUUAUUGCUACUUCGGUCGCCGCGCGGGGCUUGGAUGUUAAGCAGCUGAAGUUGGUCAUUAACUUUGAUGCACCCAAUCAUAUGGAGGACUACGUCCAUCGUGCUGGACGGACGGGUCGGGCUGGAAAUAAGGGCACUUGUGUGACAUUCAUAACGCCUGAGCAAGAUAGAUACUCAGUGGAUAUCUAUCGCGCUUUGAAGGCGAGCAAUGCUACGGUUCCCAAAGAUCUGGAAGAUCUCGCUAAUGGCUUCCUUGACAAACUCAAGACAGGGAAGGCACAUGCCGCAGGUUCCGGAUUCGGUGGAAAGGGCCUCGAUCGUCUCGAUAAGGAGCGUGACGCGCGAGAGAAAGCUGAACGUAAAGCCUACGGUGAACCAGACGAAGAAAAGACCUCCACCGCCGAAGAGGCUACUGCAAAGGCCACUGCUACCAAUGGUGACGAUAUGACAUUUGGUAACUUCAAAGUCGAGAUCAGGAGAGGCCCAGCACCAGACUCGUCAAAGGGUCUUCUUGGGGUUGGCGGGGCAGUGGCCGCUGCUCGUCGUUUGGCACAUGCGAAGGAGGAAGAGAAAUUGCAGGCUCAGAUGCGCGCCGCCGAAGAUGCUGCUGCUCGGGCUGGCAAGGAUACCCCUGCUCAGAAACAGGCUCUGAGUGUCGUGUCCAAGCUUAAUGCCCAAAUAAGGGCACAGAGACUGGUUUUGCAAUCUCAGAUUCAAUUGGAGGAAAGUGGGGGUCCAAAAAAGCUCCCUGCGAGCACCUCCGAUUCUUCCGAUUUCCAUGCUAUUAUACCUAUCAACGAUUAUCCUCAAAAGGCAAGGUGGCGGGUUACCAACAAGGAAACGAUGGUCCAGCUCAUCGAUAUGACGGGUGCAUCAGUAACCAACAAAGGUAUUUACUACGAAAGUGGCAAAGAACCGCCUCUCGAAGGCCCGCCGAAGUUGCAUCUUCUUGUUGAAUCCAAUGAGGAAUACAGGGUCGAACAAGCCGUUAGAGAAAUCAAGCGGUUGCUUAUCGAGGCAUCUGCAGCUGCAUUACAGGCAGAGAUGCGCAAUCCUACUGGCACGAUGGGAAGAUACAGCGUUUUGUAA